AUGACAACACCACUUGCAUCCGUGGCAAUCCCAGGCCAAUGCCUGGGAUCUGUUACCACAUACUCCGCAGGACCCGGUACGCACAUCCAACAAUCCAACAUCUACGCCUCCAUCGCCGGUCCUGUCGUCGUGGAUCCCGCCCAACCCAAGACAGGAACAAAAUCAACUAUCCGAGUCUCACGGGCCGUUCCAGCCACAAUUCGAGCUGCCUCAGCCGCAAAGCAAAAGCAGCGAUACAACACGCUACCCGCCGUCGACUCGAUUGUCCUGGCCCGUGUCACUCGCGUCCAGAAGCGUCAGGCUACUGUCUCCAUCCUCGUUGUCUUGGACGAUGCCUCACAAGACCCCUCGCAGAAUGCCUCGGACAACGACAACGUCGCUUCUAUCUUGACAUCCGCUGCCAAUCCUGAGAACCACAGUAGCACUGACGAGCUACGGUUCCAGGCCCUGAUUCGCAAGGAGGACGUUCGUGCCGUCGAGAAAGAUCGCGUUGUGAUGGAAGACAUGUUCCGUGUUGGUGAUAUUGUGCGUGGCUCGGUCAUUUCUCAAGGUGAUCAGAGCUUCUACUAUCUCACUACUGCUCGUAAUGAUCUUGGUGUUGUUAUGGCUCGCAGUGAUGCUGGAAAUAUGAUGUUCCCUGUUAGCUGGAAGGAGAUGCGUGACCCUGUCACGGGGACUGGUGAGCCGAGGAAGGUUGCGCGCCCUUACUGA
This is a messenger RNA of Penicillium longicatenatum, 711 nucleotides long. Its product is annotated as exosome non-catalytic core subunit CSL4. The record is from RefSeq and is a predicted model, not a curated record. NCBI's taxonomy places the organism in Eukaryota, Fungi, Ascomycota, Eurotiomycetes, Eurotiales, Aspergillaceae. The coding region runs from base 1 to 711 and encodes 236 amino acids. Gene Ontology annotation, cellular component: cytoplasm; nuclear exosome (RNase complex). Gene Ontology annotation, molecular function: RNA binding. The transcript has a single exon. Gene Ontology annotation, biological process: RNA processing.